Linepithema humile (Argentine ant) is the source of this 1028-nucleotide messenger RNA. The record is from RefSeq and is a predicted model, not a curated record. NCBI's taxonomy places the organism in Eukaryota, Metazoa, Arthropoda, Insecta, Hymenoptera, Formicidae.
GCACUGUGUGAGACGAAAUGGGAACGCAGCCAUAGUUUGAUAGCUUGAUAGCGAAGUCUCUUUCUUUUACUUCACAUAACUACGAAACCUCGAAAUUUUUCUUGUAAUGUUGAUUCUCGCGGCUGCAAUAUGAUUUUAAUCGCAAAACCCCAACUCAGAGUUCUAGAUAAAAAUAAAUUACAUGUAUCGCGAAGGCCAGGAUGUACCGCAUGGCUACUGCUCAGCCUGUCGGCGGUAAUUUUUGUCGGAAUAUUAAGCCAUCUGACAAACAAUGCCUAUCUCUUGAUUAUCUUACUUCUGAGUGAGAUUAUGUUCUGGCUAGACAAUUUUGGAGAAUGGGAAGACUUGAUAUUGUAUAAGCCGGAGAACAAAGCUGUCGUGGAAAAAUUUGUUUGGAGCGAUAAAUUAUGUUCAAAAAAUUCUGGUGAAUCUUCUUUGAUGAAACUCACUGACAUCCGACAUGUUGGAGUCUCCACCGAGAUGGGUCUCUUCAUCCUACACAGAAACGGAAAUACAAUUACUCUCAGUAUGAAGGGCUUAACGAGGAAGGAAAUACAAGAUUUGAGAAAAGAAAUCAACCAUUUUUUAAAUAUGAGUCGGCUCAAGUACCUUGAUCACUCUUUGAUCGAUCCUUCAGACCGAUUAUUACUCGCUUCCGAUUCUGAGGAGAAAUUCUUGCAAAAUUUGCCAAGAACGUGUCUACCCAUGUCGAAUGAAUUAACUGUCUCUGAUAAUGUUUUGGGCAAUAGCAAAACAUGUUACAGGACACAACAGAAUUUGAGCUAUCCAAAUUUAAUGCAUGGGGCACAAUUUAAUAGCUAUCAAUCAGCAAACUUGAGAAAAGGUCCUUUUACCGAAAAUUCCACACGUUUUGAUAAUAUUAAAUGUAGUAGGAAUAUUUGUGCCGUGCCUACAACUUGCAUUUUUUAAAAUUUGACAAGAAUUGUGAUUAAUGGAACAUUGAACGUUGUGAUGUCUUUGAUGUUGCACCUGUAAUUAUCUGUUGAAAAUAAAAUUGUAUGGAUUUG